AUGACAGUUGAAAUCCAAGAAAAGUAUAAACCGCAAGUACCGCGAGAAGUCGAGGUCAGGCUUGGAAAAGGCGUGGCAGGAACAUUGGCUAUACCGCAUGCGUUUGAAGCAGAAAACCCUUUUGAAGACAACUUGGUUCCAGCGACACAUAAAGUGGCAUUAAUCUUACAUGGCCAAGGUGGCCACAGAAACUAUGUUUACCAAAAGCAUUUGGCGCAUAGGUUGGCACAUGACUUGGGUAUGCUCAGUUUAAGAAUUGAUUUCAGAGGAUGCGGAGACUCUGCAGAUAAUGCUGAUGCAAAGGAAGGAAGGGCCUUGCUGCAGGAUGUUGAAGAUAUUCAAGCUGCCGCCGAAUUCAUCAAAAGUGGAGAACUAAAUGGUCUUGGUAUUGACUUGACUUUGAGUGCAGUCAUUUCCCAUUCACGUGGUGGAGUCGCAAUGUUUCUUUGGGCUUUAGAACAAGAUGCCUUGAUGAAAAAAGGUGAUCCAAAAGCAAUAAUUGUCCCAAAUUUAAUCAAUUGUGCUGCUAGGUACACAUCAAAGACAGUAUUGGAAAGAUAUAGUGCCUUUGUUGACUAUGAUUACAUCCCUGAUGUUACCACAUUUAGAUAUGGGAAAUACAUCAAGCAUGAUUUGUCUGCAAGAGAAAUCAUCACCUUGUCUAAACCCGAUUUCAGCCUGUUGACAUCGUUAUCAAGGGAUUGGUCGUGUCUCAGUAUAUACGGAUUGGAGGAUGCAAUAAUUCCACGCUACGAUAGUGCGAACUUUGCCAAUGCUUUGAAUAGAGGACCAUUGUCGCAUACCUUGAAAUUGAUUCCUGAUGCUGAUCACAAUUUCUUUGGCCAUAAGGAGAUUGAACCAGAUGACGAUUUGUCCGAUGUUAACCCUUUGAACUUGCCCUUGAAAGGAACUAAUAAAGUCAAUUACAAUUUCCUUGUUUGCGACUAUAUUAUAGAAUACCUUUCACCACAAAAUGAAUUGGAACGGUUUUUGAGUUCAACAAGCGAAAUCGGUAGUGUACCAAGAUGGAAAAACGUUGAAGGUGUUAGCAAUUUUAGAGACACGGGAGGUUGGAGAAUCCACAAUCCAACAUAUAAAUUGACUGAUGGAGAUAGCAAAAGUGAUGAUGCAGAUCAUCAUGUGUAUUAUGUGAAACCCAACUACGCAUUUAGGUGUGCCAAUGUUGCUGGGCUCACUGAGCGUGGUCUCGAGACAAUUCAAAAGCUUGGUAUUAAAGCCAUCUUUGAUUUGAGAUCAGAUGGCGAAAUUGCCAAGGAUGGAUACCCCGAGAAUUUGGCCAAUUUUGGCAUUGAAAGAAUACACGCACCUGUGUACUCUAACGAUGAUUAUUCGCCGCAGGCUAUUGCAAUUAGAUACACCAAUCUCAUGACAUCCUGGUCUACAUAUGUCAAUGUUUAUGAGGAUAUGCUUGAAUUCGGUGUUGACUCGUUUAAGACUGUGUUUCGUUAUAUUUUGGAGCAGAACAAGCCUUUUUUGUUUCAUUGCACUGCCGGAAAGGAUCGUACUGGAAUCUUGGGUAUGUUGAUUUUACUUCUCGCAGGGGUUGAUAAAGAUACAAUUGGCAAGGAGUAUGAGUUGACCACCAUAGGGUUGAAACCUGAUCACCCAGUACUCAAGAGCAAGUUUAUUGAAACCGUUACAAAAUUGAAGGAGAAAUUGGGCGGAGGCGAGGCUAGUGAUAUUGAAAAUUUGAUUUCUCAAGGUAGGAAAAGUUGGACUUUGGAGGAUGAUGGGUUCAACAAUUUGAUUAGUUCAAGGUAUGAAGCGAUGUUGGCAACCAUCGCCCAUUUCAAUUCUACAUAUGGAGAUAUAAUCAACUACAUGAGGGAUAAGUUGGGUUUCAACGAUGAAGAGAUUAAACAGAUUUAUGAGAAUUUGGUUGUUGUGGACCCUCAGAAUUAUGGGUUUGAAGUUAGCUCGAGCUUGGUUUGGAAUCAUAGAAAUGUCGGACGCGCCAAGUUUUAA
Lodderomyces elongisporus is the source of this 1986-nucleotide messenger RNA. RefSeq lists its product as uncharacterized. Gene Ontology annotation, molecular function: phosphoprotein phosphatase activity. Gene Ontology annotation, biological process: dephosphorylation. NCBI's taxonomy places the organism in Eukaryota, Fungi, Ascomycota, Pichiomycetes, Serinales, Debaryomycetaceae. Bases 1 to 1986 code for a protein of 661 amino acids. The transcript has a single exon. The record is from RefSeq and is a predicted model, not a curated record.